GCUCAUAAACGGUCUCAGUUUGACGUAAGUAGGAUUUCGAAGAUGGCGGCGUUGGUUGUUCCUCGCCAGGCCCUUCGUGGCUUCUUUUCAUCGAGGCCCAUCUCAAUUUUUGCGUUACACUGCAGCACCAAGAAUGACUAUAGCACCACAAGUGUGGUUCCAGUCAGAGAGAAGAGCACUGCAGUUGCUGCUUCUGCCAAACCAGCAACUAUAUCCAGCAGCAAGGGUGAAUAUGUCAUCACCAAGCUAGAUGACUUGGUCAACUGGGCUCGUCGGAGCUCUCUGUGGCCGAUGACAUUCGGGCUUGCCUGCUGCGCUGUUGAGAUGAUGCACAUGGCGGCCCCCCGUUAUGAUAUGGAUCGUUUUGGGGUGGUGUUCAGAGCAAGUCCGAGACAGGCUGAUGUCAUGAUUGUGGCCGGUACACUGACCAAUAAAAUGGCCCCAGCUCUUCGGAAGGUCUACGACCAGAUGCCUGAGCCCAGAUAUGUCAUCUCCAUGGGAAGCUGCGCUAAUGGAGGAGGCUACUACCACUACUCUUAUGCCGUGGUCAGAGGCUGUGACAGAAUUGUACCUGUGGACAUCUAUGUUCCAGGCUGCCCCCCCACUGCAGAAGCACUUCUCUACGGAACAUUACAGCUGCAGAAGAAGAUCAAGCGUGAAAGGAAGAUGAGGAUCUGGUACCGAGAGUGAUUGUGUUGUGUGAAUAUUCAAGUUUGAGAAUUUAUUUCUGUGUUCGACUCUAUUGAGAACUGUCAUGAAGUCUUUACAGUUGUCUGCUUCACUGCAUCCUGUUUGUCCUGGGUCAUAUUUUAAAUAAACCAAUAUGAAAAUCA
Molecule: messenger RNA, 833 nt
Organism: Synchiropus splendidus (mandarinfish)
Lineage: Eukaryota; Metazoa; Chordata; Actinopteri; Syngnathiformes; Callionymidae
Gene: ndufs7
Product: NADH:ubiquinone oxidoreductase core subunit S7
Exons: 8
Coding region: 43-690 (215 amino acids)
Biological process (GO): electron transport coupled proton transport; aerobic respiration; mitochondrial respiratory chain complex I assembly
Molecular function (GO): 4 iron, 4 sulfur cluster binding; quinone binding; NADH dehydrogenase (ubiquinone) activity
Source: RefSeq, a predicted model, not a curated record